Messenger RNA from Lacerta agilis (Sand lizard), 1891 nucleotides. Its product is annotated as cryptochrome-1-like. Gene Ontology annotation, biological process: circadian regulation of gene expression; entrainment of circadian clock by photoperiod. Lineage: Eukaryota; Metazoa; Chordata; Lepidosauria; Squamata; Lacertidae. Gene Ontology annotation, molecular function: FAD binding; DNA binding. Bases 144 to 1745 code for a protein of 533 amino acids. The record is from RefSeq and is a predicted model, not a curated record. The transcript has 11 exons. Gene Ontology annotation, cellular component: nucleus; cytoplasm.
GUCACCGCUUUGGAGGAGCCGCUACCGGAAAUAGGAAGGUCUGGUGCUGAGCCUGCCCGGGAGGCCCCUUGCGCCGCUGCAGGAAGAGGCAGAUCUGAAUUCUCCCCACAUUUCUUCCUCCACGUGUGAAAUAAAUAUCCAACAUGCCCCAUCGGACUAUUCAUCUUUUUCGGAAGGGUCUCCGGCUACAUGACAACCCCACUUUGCUAGCUGCACUGAAGUCUUCUGAAAUCGUAUAUCCAGUUUACCUAUUGGAUAGAAAUUUUUCAACAUCUGCAGCUAGAAUGGGAACUUCACGUUGGCAUUUUCUCCUGCAGACUCUGGAAGAUCUCCAGACAAACUUAAAGAAAUUGAACUCUUGCUUAUGGAUUAUUCAAGGGGAGUAUGAGGCUGUAUUGCGGGAACAUGUUCAAAAGUGGAAUAUUACCCAAGUGACUUUCGAUGACGAGAUUGAACCAUAUUACAAGGAAAUGGAGAAGACUAUCCAAGUUAUGGGGAAAGAAAUGGGAUUUGAAGUAUUUUCUUUGGUGGGGCACACUUUGUAUGACGUCAGACGGAUUGUGGAACUAAACGGAGGGACACCACCAUUGACGUACAAAAGGUUUCUUCAAAUACUAACAGUGCUUGGAGAUCCUGAGAUGCCUGUGCAAGACAUUACGGCUGAGAAUUCACAAAAACUCAGUCCUCUCCCUGAAGUGGGUCUGGCUGAGUGUUACAGGGUGCCUCUCCCUGAGGACCUUGGGUUUUCCAAAGAGUACACGUCAUCUUGGAGAGGAGGGGAAACUAAUGGGCUCCAACGACUUGAAGAGCACCUGAAAAACCAGGGUUGGGUAGCAACGUUUGCUAAGCCAAGAACAAUCCCAAAUUCUCUGCAUCCAAGUACUACGGGCUUGAGUCCCUAUUUCAGCUUGGGCUGUUUAUCAGUUCGAAUGUUUUUUCACAGGCUGUCAAAAAUUUAUGCUCAGUCAAAGAACCAUUCCCUGCCACCAGUAUCUCUUCAAGGACAGCUACUGUGGAGGGAAUUCUUUUAUACGGUAGCAUCAGCAACACCCAACUUUACAAAAAUGGUUGGGAAUCCCAUCUGUCUUCAGAUAGAUUGGUACCAAGAUGCAGAGAAACUCCACAAAUGGAAAACGGCACAGACAGGAUUUCCCUGGAUUGAUGCCAUCAUGACUCAGCUCCAUCAGGAAGGCUGGAUCCACCAUCUUGCUCGUCAUGCAGUGGCCUGUUUCCUGACACGUGGAGACCUCUGGAUCAGUUGGGAAGAAGGAAUGCAGGUGUUUGAAGAAUUGCUUCUGGAUGCAGAUUAUAGCGUGAAUGCAGGGAACUGGAUGUGGCUGUCAGCCAGCGCUUUCUUUCACCAGUACUCGCGCAUUUUCUGUCCUGUUCGCUUUGGCAAGCGCACAGAUCCCGAAGGGCAAUACAUCCGAAAAUACCUCCCAGUGCUGAAGAAUUUCCCCUCCCAGUACAUUUAUGAACCUUGGGUAGCACCAGAAGAGACACAGAUCGAGGCAGGCUGCAUUAUAGGUAAAGAUUAUCCCUUUCCUAUUGUAAACCACAAAGAGGUCAGUGAUCACAAUCUACAGCUGAUGAAACAGGUUAGAGAAGAACAGUAUAAAACGGCUCAGCUCACAAGAGAUGAUGUGGAUGAUCCAAUGGAAAUGUGGCUAAAGCGUGGAUGUUCUGAAGAAACCACACAAAAGAGAAAACUUGCCAGAAGCAGUGAACAAGAACAAACUGAUUGACUGACGGCCCAGUACUAUUUAGGUUUACUCAGGAGUAAGUCCCACUUUAUUGAUUGGGACACACUUCCAAGCACUUAUUAAGCAGGCCACAGAAACUCCUAGAGACUUCUCAAAAUCAAAAAGAAGUGGUGAGCAGAAUAGGGUGG